Molecule: messenger RNA, 891 nt
Organism: Talaromyces rugulosus
Lineage: Eukaryota; Fungi; Ascomycota; Eurotiomycetes; Eurotiales; Trichocomaceae
Exons: 4
Coding region: 1-891 (296 amino acids)
Molecular function (GO): oxidoreductase activity
Source: RefSeq, a predicted model, not a curated record
AUGGCAAUCAAAAACGUCGUCGUCAUCGGUGGUGCAGGAAAUCUCGGUCCUGCAAUCAUUAACGCCCUGGCUGCCUCCCCACAUGGAUAUUCCGUCUCCGUACUCUCACGAGAGUCCUCCACAUAUGCACCCCCGGCGGGAAUCAAGCUACUAAAGACAGAUUACACGCAUGAAUCGCUAGUCGACACGCUCAAGGGCCAGGAUGCCGUUGUAUCUACCAUUGGCGGUGCCGCUAUCGAUGCCCAAAAGAAAGUCAUCGACGCGGCCAUUGCUGCGGGGGUCAAGCGCUUCAUCCCGUCUGAGUUUGGGUCUGAUACGUCCAACCCACUCGCGCUGAAUUACUUUCCUGGAUGGGCCAAGAAGGUUGAGGUCCGGGAGUAUUUGGAAAGCAAGCAGGACCAAAUCGAAUGGACUGCGAUUUUCACCGGGCUGUUCUUUGACUGGGGCAUUAAAGUGGGUUUCAUCGGGAUCAAUGCCGCGGACAAAACCGCUAGGAUCAAUACCAAAUAUAAGGAUGUCGUAUUCUCAGCAACCAACCUGGGCGACAUAGGAGCAGCCGUUGCACAGGCGUUGUCACCAGCCAUUGCCGCCAAAACGGCCAACCAGAUUCUGCGUGUGCACACGGUGACGGCUUCGCAGGCCGACAUUCUGGCUGCCUUUGAGGCCGCGAGCGGCAGCAAGUACACCAUCCAGUCCGUCGAUCUCGACGCGGAAUUCGCGGCGGCUCAGCAGAAGCUGCAGCAGGGCGACUUUAGCGGUGUCGGCGCGCUGAUCACAAGAGCCAUUGUCGACCCUCUCACGGGGAACAAUUUCGAACAGGCCGGACUGUCAAACGAGUUGCUGGAGCUGCCGGCCCGGGGCCUGAAGGAGACAGUGCAGGCGCUGGUGUAG